Molecule: messenger RNA, 1415 nt
Organism: Suillus fuscotomentosus
Lineage: Eukaryota; Fungi; Basidiomycota; Agaricomycetes; Boletales; Suillaceae
Exons: 3
Coding region: 203-1030 (275 amino acids)
Source: RefSeq, a predicted model, not a curated record
GAUUGCCCGCCUUGGAAUACCACAUGUGUCUGAGAACCGGUGGUCUGGACGAACAAUGCAAGUUGACUCCGAGGCAAGUCUAAACUUCGCGCCACUGUGACAGAAAAAACGUCCACGUCCACAUCCGAAAGGGCAUUGUUUCCAAGUACAAAAACACGAAAAAUCAAGAUCCAAUCCCUCAUCCGCCGCGCCCUAGACAGACAUGGACCGCGCCGCCACUCAGCAUGCUGCCAUAUCCAAAACGGACACGAAACGGACCUACACCCACAAGUGUGGCAGGUGCCGUACCGUUCUUGAAUAUGACACACACGCCGACUGGCCCACGAUCAGCCUCCUUGUCAAUGAACACUAUUUCGCAUGUCCAGUAAAGUUCGACUUUCGGCGUGGGCCUGCCCUAUCUCACCCCUCUUCCGAACCCGAUGACGCACAGAGUCCUAUAUAUGACUCUAGCGAGAACGUAGAUGCCGCUGAUGGCAAGCAAGAUGAGCCACUCAUCCAAGUCGCGGGAUCUAGCAAGCAGAGGAAAAACGAGGCUCAGCGGAAACAGGAGUUAGAGGACGACAAGUACACUUACGACGUACGACCCACAUCCGUCAUAUGCCGUGGGUGUGACAGAGAGAUUAGCCUGGACAAGCGCUCGAGAUAUUACCCAGGAUUAUGGAUGAAACAUCGAGGGAAGUGUGCAAGAAUAUACAAGAUCGAGAACGAGAAACUCGCCCGAAGUGGAGACGGGUUUUGUCCGUCAAAUACAGAACAGCGCCCGACAGCUGCUAGCUUGUUUGAGCUAGAUAAUCCCCGAACUGACGGCAUUUCGCGAACGGCGAACUCUGUUGAGGAUAAUACGUUACGAUCGAUGGAACUGUCGGACGAUGAAGGCCCGGAAGAGGAGAAUCAGGAUCAUAUCCCUUUCGCCGCAUUGAACCAGCGAUUUUAUACCGAGUGCCGGCGAAGGGGAGACGUGCCAUGGAAGUACCGGUACGCCACCACAAAGGAAAUUAUGGAGCAAUCAUUGGGCGACAUUGGAUCCUAAGUGAUGGGCUGAGUAUCACAAACCAAAAUCCAGGCCAUGCGUAGACCCUUUGUUAUGUGCACUUACUAGUAGUACCGACGGUGAUGCUGCUUUGCUGUCAACACGUUCCUUUGUGUCCUGGCAACCGACAGCAUCAAAUUUCCUGCUGAACUAUAAACCUCACUUGGUGACCUCGAACGUCGUGACUCGUGGCUAGACAGCCUCUUGAAGUUCUGCAAUUUCUAUGAUAAGAUCAGUAGACAAAUGAGUAAAUGCGGAAAAUAAUAUUACGUAUAACUCAAUAUGUCAGUACACGUUGACCUUCGAUCCUGCAAAAUCGUGUCAAAUUUCAUUUAUGCUGUAAACUUGCUGCCUGGCCACUGUCCUCGAGGCUUUAAUGGACCAG